GUUUAGUUUAUGUCCUUAGAUAGUGGGUAUUUGUGUACUUUUCGUAAAACCAGAAGAGGAGUGAUAGAAGAAAACAGAAAAAGAAAAAAGAAAACAAACAAACAAAAAAAGAGUGAGAAGAAAAGAAUUAAAGAAACACUAGUGUAGUAGCAGAACAUUUAUUAAAUAAUUAUAAUUUUGAUCUGAUAAUUUUUUGGUAUUGAGAUUAAGUAAUAAUGGGUGAUUCAAAUUCAAGUGGUUCAGUUUCCAUUGAUAUUCAGUUAAUACCAUUAGGAGGAAAGGAAUGUUUGGUUGAAACAAGUAAAGGACCAAUUUCUGUUUUUGUAUGUGGGGAUCAAGAAAAACCUGCUUUAAUUACAUACCCAGAUGUUGCUCUUAAUUAUAUGUCAUGUUUUCAAGGGCUAUUCUUUUGUCAAGAAGCUGCUUCUUUGUUGCUACAUAACUUCUGUAUUUACCACAUUGAUGCCCCAGGGCAUGAGUUAGGAGCUGCGGAGAUUGCUUCAGAUGCGCCAAUGCUUAGCAUGGAUGACCUUGCGGAUCAGGUCGCUGAAGUGCUUGAUUACUUUGGGCUUAACGAAGUUCUAUGCUUGGGUGUAACAGCAGGCGCAUAUAUUCUAACACUCUUCGCUAUGAAGUACAAGGACCGUGUUCGCGGGUUAAUUCUUGUUUCCCCAAUAUGCAAAGCACCUUCCUGGACUGAGUGGCUUUACAAUAAGGUGAUGUUGAACCUGCUUUACUUCUAUGGUAUAUGUGGUAUUCUAAAGGAGUGUCUUCUUCAGCGAUACUUCAGUAAGGAAGUUCGCUGUGGUACACCUGGCACUGAAUCUGACAUUGUACAAGCUUGUAGAAGGUUGCUAGAUGAAAGACAACAUUCAAACAUCUUCCGCUACCUUCGAGCUGUUAAUGAGCGCUGUGAUAUCACCGAAGGGUUGAAGAAGCUGCAAUGCAAGACACUCAUUUUUGUGGGUGAAUGCAGUCCCUUUCGGUCUGAGUCGAUCGGUAUGAGUAACAAAAUAGACAGGAAAAUCAGUGCCCUUGUAGAGGUAGAAGCGUGCGGCUCAUUAGUAACAGAGGAACAUCCAUAUGCCAUGAUAGUUCCUAUUGAGUUCUUCUUGAUGGGUUUUGGGUACUACAAGCAACCUUGUCUUGGUUCUAGUCUUAGUUCUGCUCAGUCAGGUACAACAAGCCAUUGUUGCAUUUCGCCAGAUCUUUUGUCCCCAGAGAGCAUAGGCAUUAAGCUUAAACCAAUCAAGACACGUGUCAGUAUGGAAGCCUGAUGAAACAAGGUGAUUUGAGAUACACCAUGGCUCCACUGGGACCUAGUGCUGACUCAGACGGCAGAGAGCCUCAGCUUUGCGCGUGUACAUCCAGGGUUGUACAUAAUGUUUUCAAAUUCUUUGAUUGUCAUAAAUGUGUAAUGUUUAGCAGUGAAGAAAGAUGUGUAGAUAAUAGAAGAAUGAGAAGAAAAAGUCAUAGAUGUGGGUGUGUAAUUGUAAUUUUGGAACUACUAUUAUAACCAAAAAGACUGUAAAGCCUAGUUAUUCCAUUGUUCUUUUAUA
Messenger RNA from Papaver somniferum (opium poppy), 1559 nucleotides. RefSeq names its product protein NDL2-like. The transcript has 11 exons. NCBI's taxonomy places the organism in Eukaryota, Viridiplantae, Streptophyta, Magnoliopsida, Ranunculales, Papaveraceae. The record is from RefSeq and is a predicted model, not a curated record. Bases 216 to 1277 code for a protein of 353 amino acids.